GUUUGCUUUUUGUAACGCAGCUUUCCAUAGUCACAAAUCCACUCUCUCUCUCUCUCUCUCUCUCUCUAAUCUCUCUCCGCCCGACCUUCUCAAGAUCAACACCUCUCUCUGAUGCUGCUGUCUAAUUCCGGUCAAUGGUCAUCGGUCGUCUUUCAUAUUCAUAUAAUGGAUCAAUCACUCACACGGUCAAACUGUGAAAACCAGACUGGUUUUUGACUUCGUAACCCGGUAUUUGGGUCAGGAAUUCCAUCCAUUCUUCGUUUCCCGUUCAAAAUACAGUGCAAUGGUCGUCUUUUCUCUCCUUGAUAUAUAAUUCAAAUGAGAAUUGAAAUCAAAAUCCUUCUAGGUUUUUCUUUACUUUCAGAUCUCAAGUAAUUCUCAAUUCCACGAUUUUUUUUUAUUUCUCCGAUAUGGGGAACGAACCGGCGGUUAGAAAGCCGGGAACUGUGUCAAUGGACCAUGUUUUGGACGCAUUGCAGGAGACGAAGGAAGAGAGAGAUACUAGGAUUCGUAGCCUUUUCAAUUUCUUCGAUAAGGCAAACGUUGGGUAUUUGGACUACGGACAGAUCGAGGAGGGGCUGUCCGGGUUGCAGAUUCCAGCUGAGUAUAAGUAUGCGAAGGACUUACUUAGCGUUUGCGAUGCUAAUAGAGAUGGGAGAAUCGAUUAUCAGGAGUUUAGGAGGUAUAUGGAUGAUAAAGAACUUGAGCUUUAUCAAAUUUUUCAGGCGAUAGAUGUUGAACACAAUGGCUGCAUUCUUCCUGAGGAGCUAUGGGAUGCACUUGUUAAGGCUGGUAUAGAAGUUGAAGACAAAGAACUAGCAAGCUUUGUAGAACAUGUAGACAAAGACAACAACGGAAUUAUCACUUUUGAAGAAUGGAGAGAUUUUUUUCUACUAUAUCCUCAUGAAGCAACUAUAGAGAACAUUUAUCGAUAUUGGGAGAAAGUGUAUCUUGUCGAUAUAGGAGAGCAGGCUGUUAUUCCCGAAGGCAUAAGCAAGCAUGUUAAUGCCAGUAAAUAUCUGAUUGCAGGUGCAGUUGCAGGAACUGUUUCUCGAACUGCAACUGCUCCAUUUGAUCGCUUGAAAGUAUUCAUGCAAGUUCAAACUACAGAAGCUCCAAUUACACAUGCUAUCAGGAACAUAUGGAAGGAAGGUGGGGUUUUGUCGUUUUUUCGAGGGAAUGGCUUAAACGUAAUUAAAGUUGCUCCAGAGAGUGCCAUCAAGUUUUAUGCUUAUGAAAUGUUUAAAGAAAUUGUUAUGAACGUAAAAGGGGGAGAUAAGAAUGACAUUGGACCUUCAUGUCGACUUAUUGCUGGUGGGAUGGCUGGUGCAGUUGCGCAAACUGCAAUCUAUCCUAUGGAUCUUGUGAAGACUCGAUUACAAACUUGUGCUUGCGAGCAAGGAGAGGUUCCUAGCUUGGCUAAACUAUCGAAAGAUAUAUGGGUUAGGGAAGGUCCAAGGGCUUUUUAUAAAGGGCUUAUUCCGUCACUUCUUGGUAUUAUUCCAUAUGCAGGAAUUGACUUAGCUGCUUAUGAGACUUUGAAAGACAUGUCGAGGAGAUAUGCUUUACAGGAUCAUGAACCGGGCCCUAUGACCCAGCUUGGGUGUGGAAUGAUUUCUGGAGCUCUUGGAGCAUCAUGCGUUUACCCUCUUCAAGUUAUUAGGACAAGAAUGCAAGCGCAAAAAACAAACUCGGGAAUGACUGAUGUAUUCAGAAGAACCCUUCAAAAUGAAGGUAUUAGGGGUUUCUACAAAGGAAUCUUGCCAAAUCUUCUCAAGGUUGUGCCUGCUGCAAGCAUAACAUAUGUGGUUUAUGAAACCAUGAAAAAGAGAUUAGAUCUCGAGUAAGCUUGUGAAAAUAGUAUUGAAACUUUUUUUUAUUUAUUUACAAAUUUACUGCUAAUAGAAUUAUUCAACUAGAAGUCUAAUUUUGAGACCUUCAUAUCAUUACCUCGCCGCAGGCUUCUUCUUUUUUUUUCUUUUGUAAUAGCAUAUUGCUUAUUACCUCUAAAGCUCAUAGAGAUGGUGAAUCCAAUCCAAUCCAACCCAGUUUUUUUUUUCUUUCAAUUUUUGAGAUGUACACUUAUCAAUUGUCAUCAGAAAUUGCUGCAAUUUUUCAUGUAUAAUUGUAUUGCUAUUUGCAACAAUAAUUCAUUCCUAUGUCUU
Molecule: messenger RNA, 2165 nt
Organism: Impatiens glandulifera
Lineage: Eukaryota; Viridiplantae; Streptophyta; Magnoliopsida; Ericales; Balsaminaceae
Product: calcium-dependent mitochondrial ATP-magnesium/phosphate carrier protein 2-like
Exons: 4
Coding region: 411-1847 (478 amino acids)
Biological process (GO): transmembrane transport
Molecular function (GO): ATP transmembrane transporter activity; calcium ion binding
Source: RefSeq, a predicted model, not a curated record